Molecule: messenger RNA, 6727 nt
Organism: Dreissena polymorpha
Lineage: Eukaryota; Metazoa; Mollusca; Bivalvia; Myida; Dreissenidae
Product: protein capicua homolog
Exons: 19
Coding region: 273-6497 (2074 amino acids)
Biological process (GO): regulation of transcription by RNA polymerase II
Cellular component (GO): nucleus
Molecular function (GO): RNA polymerase II transcription regulatory region sequence-specific DNA binding; DNA-binding transcription factor activity, RNA polymerase II-specific
Source: RefSeq, a predicted model, not a curated record
UUUCACUAAAAUAAGUCUUGUAAUGAUAUUUUCCUGACGAGUUUUGAUUGCAAAAGGCCGAGCGUAAUCACAAACCUGCAUAAAUAAUAAAACAUAAUAUGCAGCGUUGAUACGAACGAACUUUUACUAAAAAUAGGGCGAACACGAUUGUAUUCAGUUCGGGCCCUGGUAAUGUUUUACAAUCCAGCUUACGGUCGUCAGCCGCAUACAACCGAGUGUGUAUGGAGCUUACACAAAUCAAUUGGAAUCUGCUAAAUAUGAGAAAAUAAGCUAUGAGUUCCCGUUCUAGACGAGGGCAGUCGAACAACAACCUUCCCGGCCCAGGGCCAACAUCAAAACAGCAACCAAAGUCAAGAAGAAGAGGAGCCACAUCCUCGGUGGAUGUCCUUGACCCAGAGAUCACAGUCUCAGGCACUCAGGGAGCUGACGCUGACAGCCCUGGUCCUUCAAGUGCAAAAAGGCCACGCACUGACCUAGAGUCGUCCUUAGGUGGUGAGAAUAUUCAAGGGAGGCAACUCAGCAAUAGGCAGGGCAAACUGACGCGCCAAGACGGCCAGGACACACCGGAGACAGAUGACCCGGAGCCCAAGUCUACGCCGUCUAGCAGCCGCCCCCCCUCCAGCCUGAGUGUCAGUACCACCCUCUCCAGUGCAACACCCACCCCUACCCCUCCCCCAACCAGCAUCUAUCGAACUGUGUCUCGCGACACACCAGACAUUCAGACUGGCGACAACGUCACAAACAAAAUGAGGUCGCCAAACGAAGAAGAGGGGGUGCGCAGUAUCGCUAUUCCGCCAAAGAAACGGAAAGCGCCCGAUGAUAUCGAGCAUCAAGAACAUCAAGUUGCUUAUGUUCCUGCCAAGAGACCCAUGCUUGACCUGCAAGAGUGGGUUAACCAGCGUGUCUUGGCUAAAAAAGAAAAUGUGUUUUGUCCGGGUGUAAUUAAAACAAUUUUCGAGAAUAGGAGUAUAGGUGUGUUAUUCGACGGUGAUAGUAACCCGACGUUCUUUCCGGAUGUGCUUGAAUCAAAAGCGUGCACGAUAGUCUGUGACAAUGCUCCCCCUGCAAUUUUGAUCACCGUAGGGUGUAACGUAUGUGUUAGAAUAAAAGCUGAACAGAAUCUGUUCUUUGAGGGUCAAGUGGCAGAGAAGACAUUGACCCAGCAGUACAGGGUGCGUUUGUCGAACAUGAAUCUUUUGGAGAAGGAAGUGCUGGUAUCUCGUGCAUCCAUGAGACUUCUACAGCCGCCUUGGCACGAAGAUUUGGAGGAUAGCCUUACAGAGCAGCCAACUCCCCCACCCCCUAUCACUCCAACUGUCACACAAAACACAUACGCUUACCAGCAUCUACAGCACCCUGGCACACCUUCACUGCAGCAUCAUGUUACCAUCAUGCCCCAGCCCCAGACCUCCAUUCUCUCCCAUCAGCAUUCGUUACCAGGGCAACACCCCCACCAUGUUCACUACUCGGAGAACACCCUCUCCCCUCGUCUCAUCAACCCAUCCCCAUCAAUAACGCAGAAUGUGAGCAUGGAGAGAUCAUCGUCAGACGACGAAAUGGGCAGCGAAUACUUCGAUUCGUCUGGCCUCAGCACGCCAAGGUCAGGGAGCGCGACCCCAGGUUCAAGGUCAGGGCAGAGUUUCAGUGAUACCAAAAAUAGGCAGCCAUUAAAGAAGCGUGACAUGACAAGAAGUGUUAGUGCCCAGUCGUGCGAUAGUAGGUCCAGCACGCCGCGCUCCCCUUCAAAUAUGAAGUACAAGAAGGGUGACGUUGUGUCCAUGCCGAGUGGAAUACGAAAAAAAUUUAAUGGCAAGCAGUGGCGGCGCUUGUGCUCUAAAGAAGGAUGCACCAAAGAAUCUCAGAGGCGUGGGUUUUGCUCAAGGCAUUUAUCGUCAUCUGGUAAAAUUCCGCGGUCCACCCAGCCGUACGCUCAGAUGGUUAUGAAAGGUGACAUGAAGGACGGUCACAUAGAGUGGACAGACCAGCAGAGCUCCCGAGACACUGACUACGAUCCCAACCACGGUUCUGAGGAAACAGAAGCGGCGCAGAUGUUGGUCUCCCUUGGCAACUCAAGAUCAACCACACCCGCUUUCUCGCCCACACCGUCAAGCGUCUGCAGUCUGUCACCAAGGAAACGCCACCCUUCGUCUCCACAGAGUAGCCAGGCUCUUAGAGGGAUUUCCACUGCGUUUACUCCCAUUUCUCCACAUCCCAAUCCGAACAAUGUUUACAUGGCGUCCCCUACCAGAAGCUGGAGUUCUGGAACUUCGAACAAGUCCGGCAGUUCUUCUUCGGAGCACAUCUCCCCGAUAACUCCGAGAUUUCCUCAGCAGAACGUAGCGGUUACUAACUCUGCUUUCCAGCAUCCUUUGCAAAUAGAUCGAACCAGGGCACCAAAUCUGUCCAUAAUCAACAAAGAACUCACCAAAAGCAACGAUUCUGGAAUUGACGUGAAUACUCCGAAACAGUUGACGAAAAUAGUCCCCUCCUCCCCAUCUGGCCAGGCAAGCUAUGGCCACAGUCAGUUAUAUGGAGCCACCUUUCAGCAACAGAUGUCCCAACAGCAGCAGGCGCAUAUGAUUCGCACUGGAAGUCUGUCAUCAAACCUGGACCAGCAUCAAGCAUUGGAAAUGAAGCCUCGAGCCAGCACACAUAGCCUGUCAGACUGGCGUAGUGCAAGUGGUACCAUUACGAUUGACGCUCGCCUGAUACCCGUGUCUAUGAUUCCGCACAAUGGGCUGAAGGAGUCAGCUCCUGGCCCUGCUCAUGCAGUUUAUCCGGCUCAAGAGGGAACCGGCCUGGUGAUGAAGCAGACAACAGUGGGUGCAGUAAAUUCGAACACUGUUGCUAUGGUGACUGCUGCCCAGAAUCAAAAGCAGACCAAGAGGCACCAGGAUACAGAACCUCAAAAGGAAAGCAUUAAAGUCUACCAGUGGCACAACAUUGUGCCAUUCUUCAACUACAAAGGGCCCUCAACCGUUCAGACCUCUACAGCUUCUGUUCCCGUGGAAACAAAGGCAGCCAAAAAGGUUGUGACCUUGCCACCAAAACGUACAGCCAUACACCAGAGCAUUUCUGAUAACAUUCCAAAAGAGGAAGAUGAUGACUUGCCAGAUGAUUACGAUGAUGACGAUGUCUUUGAUGUGAAAGAUGUGAAUGAGAAAACAGAGAAUAAGAAAGCAACAACUCUUCCUGCAAAGCGGCGAUCGCAGUCACUGAGUGCUCUAAAAGACAAAGAGGAAGGAAGGAGUCCAAGAAAGGGUAAAGAAAAGGACCACAUCCGAAGACCAAUGAAUGCGUUCAUGAUCUUCAGUAAACGGCAUCGGCCGCUCGUACAUCAGAGGCACCCGAACCAAGACAAUAGAACAGUGUCAAAGAUCCUUGGUGAAUGGUGGUAUGCACUAGGCCAGGAAGAAAAACAGGAGUACCAUAAUCUGGCACGCCAGGUAAAAGAAGAACAUUUCAAGGCCCACCCAGAGUGGAAGUGGUGCUCCCGCGACCGUAAACGCUCGAGUACCAUUGCCAAUACGCUCAAACAACGGUCAGGCAGUCAGCGACUUGGCUCCACUGAUUUAAUAGAUGGUAGGCAUCAAAAUGAUGAGGCCAUUGACGCAGGUGGGGCUCUAGAAGACGAUGCUUUUGAGCCUGUGGCUGAUUCUAAAGACACGGCAGAUGGUCGAAGCUUGUUUGAUGUGAAACGAGGUCGCAGUCAAAGUCUCUCCACUUUCCCCCCACGUGAAGCAGACAGUCUCGAAUUCCAAGAAUACAAACUGAAGCUUGAGAAAGCUCAGGAAAACUUCGCAAAAGAUACUUCUGGUGAGAGAGAAAAAGCUCACAGUAAGCCAGUAGUUUCCAUAGCAACUUCUGCUCCCAUGGAGAUCCAAGAUGGUGGCCAGGAUAGCAGUGAUGAAGAGAAGAUGUACAUAUGUGAAAAUGAAAAGCCAAAAGAACAUGACCAGAGCUCAGAUGUGGAUGCCAUUGAUCUGAACUGCCAAGAGCAGGUGAGUGACAGUGAGACGGACAGCACCCCUGAAGAUGAAAUGAUAGAGAACAAAGUGUUCCCACAGCAAAGAUUUUCACCUGUCAUGAAGCCGAUGAAUUCAUCCGACAUCACCCACCGGCCAAAGCCAAUCAAGCACAUUCCAGAAAGUGGUAGCGGUGGUGCAAGCAAUUCAGUGGGCGUGUUGUCCGUGCAGACGGUACUAGCAGACAGACCGAUUCGUCGACCUUCAAGUAACGGCUCAAAUUUCCAGCCUACAGGUGCUGUUUUCAAGGCCAAGCCAUCGAGAUUCUUGUCAACGGGGAGUGUCCAAGACCUUCACAAUACCCAGUACGAGCAUUCAAACAUCAGUCAAAGAGGGGAGAGUGUUUCAUCGACACGAAAUAUCGGUCACCAGCAGAUACGACUACACAACAUCAUCAUGUCAACAGACAGUGACCAAAAGAUCAUUCUCUCCACUAACACCGAGACAGCCCUGGGGAAGAGUAACAAUGGGAGAGGGCCUAUAAUGGGCAAGUUUUCACAAAAGCCUACACCUCAACAUACGAGUCAGUCUCGAGCACAGACCACGGCCCCAUCAAUCCUUCAGCAGACGUUACAGACUGGGACUACAAGCCUCAAAGCAGUGUCGGGUAUUCAGAUUAGUGGCAUCUCAACCCAGCAGAUGAACACCAGAACAACGGUUGUGCCCACUUACACCACAAUCGGAACUCCACUAUCGGCAGCAGGGAUACCCACAACGUUUCAGCAGAAUUUCACUAUUGGAAACUUCACCACCUCGACGGCCAACGUACAGCAUACGCAAGCAGCAAAUUCCUCUGCAACACUGAAAAGUGUGGGAAACACAAUAGUCUUUCAGCCAGCCACUCAGUAUGGCAUGCUUUUGCCCUCCCCCUCAGUUUCCACGCCAACUCUGCUCGCGGUAGCCGGAUCAAACCAGUUCUUGAACACAUCCCUACAGAACAUUGUGGCCUCUGUUGCUUCGUCGGGGCAGGCUACCCCCACACAAACAAUGGCUCCACCCACAGUGCUACAAAUCAUCAAGCCUGGCCAGGCGGGCCAGACUCACCAGCAGCCCAUGAAUUCACCUUCACCUGGUCAGACUGUCAACCCAGGCUUACUGCAGCCCACACAUGUUCAAUACAUUCUACCGUCGAUCCGAAUGCAAGCUGCACAGCAGGGUACUGGACUGCAGAAUCAGGUGAUACACAUGGCACUUCCUGGUACCCAGUUCCAGCCUGGCAGUAUUCAGUUGACCUUUACAGGGAACCAGGCAAAUUCGCCUGCACAAUGUAUGGCCCAGGUACAACAUGUACAGGCUACAGCCAUUCAAGCUGCGGCUGGGAAAAUGCAGUACCACCAAGGUACAGGGUUCAAGGUCAUGCAGAGUCCCGUGAAACAGCAACCCUCGCCAGCUGCCUCCCCUCAGCUGAACACUGCACCACAGACCAUACAGGUGAUAAGCCAAAAUCUCCCCAGCAGCAAGCAGACGGUUACCCAGUAUGUUGCCGUGAACCAGUCUUCUGGUCUCCUUGCAACCCCCCACCAGGUGCAGAUACAGGCCACGCCCUUGACCCCCGGAGUAGUAUCCAGAGGUCAGACUGCGCAGAUCCAGUUAUCCGCCUUGCAGCCAGUACAGGCAGUGCAUACCCAGUCAUUACAGCAGGCUUUACAACAGCAAGUACACCAUGGAGGUUUGCAGUCUUUACAGCAAUCUGUACAUCAUAGUGCGGUGCAACCUUUGCAGCAACAAGUCCACCAUAGUGGGGUGCAGGCUUUACAGCAGGCUCUGGAAAGUCCCACACCCUACCAUCAACAGCAGCAGCAAAGACUUAUUCUGCCCUCUACUCAAAAGUAUGUGCCAUCACCAGUUGCCUCCCCAGGGAUUAAAGGGGCCUCUUCACCGGCUCCAACCUAUAUACAGUAUAUCCCAGCCCCAGGGAGUCAAGUUCUAAUACAGCCCAACACUCCACGCCCACCCUCCACGGGCUCAGGCAUGGCAAGCCCCAGCACCCAGGCCAACAUUGCGCCCAAACCAGUCCUCUCCAAGACCAGCAGCCCACCUCAGUCCCAGUCUCAGGUCUUCUAUCAAGGUAACAUCAAUAGAAAAAGUUCGGCAGUGGUUACAAUGUCAUCCGAAAUGAAAGGAGAUAUAGGCUUCAUCACGAGUCCCAGCCUACAGCCCAAGCCACAGAAGGUGAAGGCCACACUGGCCAGUAUACCAGUGGGCACGGAAAGCAUUCAGAAAUUCAACUCUCUUCAGCCUGGAAUGAACAACCCCAUGGCGUCCCCUUUAGCAAUUGUUUCCCCUGCCCGCACCUCUCCAUCACGGUCAAUCAGAGAACACCUUACAGACAACAGGCCACGAAGGCCAUCCCCAUUGGUCCUUUCCCCGGCUCCCCAGCCAACCAGCAAACAGCUUACAUCUGACAACUCAGAAGGUAAAAGGUUGGAGGAGGUGAAUCACCCUCAAGAUGCUCCUGAAAGGGGUAGAUAGCAAUGGCAAACCACAGAGGCCUGGCAAAGGGCAGAGAUACAAGGAGUUUAUUGCUGUCAAUGGCAUAAAACAAUUCAAGAAGGACAGGAAGUCAUACACUUCAAAAUCUAGUGGACAGAGUGACACAAAUGAGGAGAAGAACCCGUCUACUAUAGAGUAUGCAAGCGCCUCAGUGACACAGAUCACUGUGACUGGACCACCAGAGGAGUCUGAAUCAACUGGAAGCACCU